Messenger RNA from Dendroctonus ponderosae (mountain pine beetle), 692 nucleotides. Its product is annotated as zinc finger protein GLIS1. Gene Ontology annotation, cellular component: nucleus. The coding region runs from base 75 to 614 and encodes 179 amino acids. The record is from RefSeq and is a predicted model, not a curated record. Gene Ontology annotation, biological process: regulation of transcription by RNA polymerase II. NCBI's taxonomy places the organism in Eukaryota, Metazoa, Arthropoda, Insecta, Coleoptera, Curculionidae. The transcript has 3 exons. Gene Ontology annotation, molecular function: RNA polymerase II cis-regulatory region sequence-specific DNA binding; DNA-binding transcription factor activity, RNA polymerase II-specific.
AAUUCACGUGCUAUUGGGAGCAUUGUCCUAGGAAAACCAAGCCAUUUAACGCCAGAUACAAGCUACUGAUCCACAUGAGAGUGCACAGCGGUGAAAAACCGAACAAAUGUCCAUUCAAAGGAUGCAAUAAGGCGUUUUCCAGACUGGAAAAUCUGAAAAUCCACCAGCGGAGCCACACCGGAGAAAGGCCUUAUUUAUGCCAGUUUACUGGAUGUUCAAAGUGUUUUUCCAACAGUUCCGAUCGGGCCAAACAUCAAAGAACCCACUUUGAUACCAAACCCUACGCUUGCCAAGUGAUGGGUUGCUUAAAAAAAUACACGGACCCCAGUAGUCUAAGAAAACAUGUGAAGAACCACAGCCACGAGGAGCAGUUGCAGAUCAAAAAGAAAAGUCAAGAAGAGUCAAUGUUCUCCAACGUAACCGUGCGGAAAUUCUUGGAUCCAAGCAGACAGAAAGCCAUAAAAAUUGAACCAGUGUUCAAUUCAAAAACCGACCAUACCUAUUCCAAUGCGCCAGAAAAGACGCUGGAAAUAGGGCGAUACUUGUCGGUAAACGUGAAACAGGAUUUGAAAAAUAAGAUCGAGAAGAAUAAAAUAAGAAAACUGAUUUUUUAGACACUCAAACGUUAGUUAAUUAGGGACCAAUAAUAAGAUUGUGAUAUGUACUAUAGUGUAAACAUUUAAAGUCGAAUU